AUGGAGGACAGCGAGAAGAGCAAGAACCCAUUGCACCAUGCAGCCGAAGGCGGAGCCAUUGGAGCUGCGAAGAAUGCAGCUCAAUAUGCGAUUCAAAUUGGAGGAAGAAAGUCGAAUAUCGUGAGUGUCUUCGAUAAAACCGUCAAAUCGACCAGAGGAAAUCCGAAAUGGUUCGCGCGCGUCGAUAUGCCACAUGGAAAAGUUCAAUAUCCUCAUAUCAAUGUGAACAAGGCGAUUACCGGUGUACCAGAUCCACAUAUUCCAAUUUCUGGAACCACCGCCCAUAUUGCUGGUGGAGCAGGUGCUGUUUUGGAUGUUGUGAACAAAGUGGCGCCUGUUUUAAUGGUCGCAUCGAUUGCUCAUGAUGCGUAUCAAAUUGGAAAAUGUGUUGCCACUGACAUCGAGAAUCAUUCAAGUAGAAACACAAUUCAGAAGACAGUAACGACGGUGGCAGCGACAGGUGUUGGUUUCGCAGGAUGUGGUGUAGGCGCUGCGAUUGGAACAGCAAUCUUCCCAGGAAUCGGAACAUUGUUUGGAGGUCUCAUUGGAGGAAUCGUUGGUGGUCUCGGCGGUGGAAUCGGAAGUGAGAUUGCCUCAGAAGUCGUUUUGGAAACCGUCAACUACGAUAUCGACGAUUGUUACUGUGAGAAGUGUGGGAAAUGGUUCCAACAUAGAAGAUAUCAAGAGGGCCCAUCGCAGAAAUAUUGUCAUGACUGUCGUUGA
Messenger RNA from Caenorhabditis remanei, 723 nucleotides. RefSeq lists its product as uncharacterized. The coding region runs from base 1 to 723 and encodes 240 amino acids. The transcript has 3 exons. NCBI's taxonomy places the organism in Eukaryota, Metazoa, Nematoda, Chromadorea, Rhabditida, Rhabditidae. The record is from RefSeq and is a predicted model, not a curated record.